AGAAAGUCCAAAAAAAAAAAAAAAAAAAAACAGAGCUGUGGCAAAACGGACCAUCCCAAGAAGCUCGUCUGUUUUCUCUAUCAGCUAAUAACUCUCUCUUGCGUCAUAUCUUCUGUUUUUCUGCAGACUUCUUCAAAUAAUUCUCGUAAUAAUAAUACAUCACUCCAAAGAAAAAAGAAUUUACCCCAGCUCACGAUCUUUGAGUUUGGGUGUUGUUCUUUGAUUAAUUAAUAAACUCCGCUUAGACCCUCAGGACCCGAAUUGGUGAAAAGGGGUUAAAGAAGAAGCAGCAAAAAGGAAGAGUCUUGGUUACUGUGACACUUAAUUGUUGAAGGAAGAAUCAUGGCCGUGGAUGAGAAUGGCUCCUUGAAUCGGACGGAUGACAGUGUAAAGAAUAAUUCUGCUGUGGUCGAUCAUCAACCAAAUCAAAAUGGUCUGCCACGGUCAACGUUACCCAAUGAUCAGAAUAUUCAGAUGGAUGUUUUUCAACAGCAUAAGCAAAGCAUCAACGGUAACGGAGUGAUGGGUCAUCAGCAUAAUUUUAAGGAAAUGAAGGGUGUUGAUUUGAGAAGAAAUGGAAGUGAGGAAGGGUUUAAGAUGAGGGAUUUGGAGGAAAUGUUCACCAAAUUGAACCCUAUGGCUGAAGAGUUUGUGCCUCCUUCACUUUCCAGUAACCAUGGAGUUGUGCCAUUCUCUCCAGGUGGAGAACAAUUUGGGUUUGAUGCUUUCAAUUUUCUUGGCGAUCGAAAUUUCAAUAGGAGGAAGAGAAAUGGCUAUGGUCUUGGUAGGAGAAGGACGAAUGUCCGGACAAGCAUGGCCCAACGUGAAGAGGUUAUAAGGAGGACAGUUUAUGUGUCUGAAAUUGAUCAUCAGGUGACUGAAGAGUUACUUGCUACACUCUUUCUUACUUGUGGGCAGGUGGUUGACUGUCGCAUAUGUGGAGACCCCAAUUCUGUACUCCGUUUCGCCUUUGUUGAAUUUACUGAUGAAGAAGGUGCAAGGAAUGCUCUGAGUCUAGCAGGAACUAUGCUUGGGUUUUACCCUGUGAAAGUGCUUCCGUCCAAAACUGCUAUUGCACCAGUUAAUCCAACAUUUCUUCCAAGGUCUGAAGAUGAAAGGGAGAUGUGUGCAAGAACUAUAUACUGUACAAACAUUGAUAAAAAGGUUACUCAAGCAGAUGUCAAGCUCUUUUUUGAAUACUUCUGUGGAGAGGUUAAGCGUUUGAGGUUGCUUGGUGACUAUCAUCACUCCACUCGUAUAGGUUUUGUCGAGUUUGUUAUGGCUGAGAGUGCCAUUGCUGCACUGAACUGCAGUGGUGCAAUCCUGGGAUCACUUCCUAUAAGAGUAAGCCCAUCAAAGACUCCUGUCCGACCACGUGCUCCUCGCUCGCCAGUGCAGUGAUGGAUGACUUUGCAUUCCUCGUCUGAUCUAUAUUUAAAUACAUACGUAUAUACAGAUACCAUCGACUACCUUGUGGCAUUUGUCGUUUUGUUUAUUCGCAUUACUCGGCUGGGCAUCUCUCACCCACAGGCUUGUUCUUAAGCUUGUACUGUUGACUAGUUCAUGAGUGCUUAUGUUGAUGUAAGUUAAGUCUGGUAUAUUAUGUUUCUCUAGGCGAUGCCUCAGAGUGCCAAUACUGACUGAUGUUCUAACGGUGACAUUGAUCCAAUGAGUACCUCGAUAUUCCGCUA
Molecule: messenger RNA, 1691 nt
Organism: Lycium ferocissimum
Lineage: Eukaryota; Viridiplantae; Streptophyta; Magnoliopsida; Solanales; Solanaceae
Product: polyadenylate-binding protein-interacting protein 11-like
Exons: 11
Coding region: 343-1401 (352 amino acids)
Molecular function (GO): RNA binding
Source: RefSeq, a predicted model, not a curated record